Messenger RNA from Nakaseomyces glabratus, 624 nucleotides. RefSeq names its product mitochondrial 37S ribosomal protein YmS18 (gene MRPS18). The record is from RefSeq and is a predicted model, not a curated record. Gene Ontology annotation, biological process: translation. Lineage: Eukaryota; Fungi; Ascomycota; Saccharomycetes; Saccharomycetales; Saccharomycetaceae. Gene Ontology annotation, molecular function: structural constituent of ribosome. Gene Ontology annotation, cellular component: ribosome.
AUGCUGCGGUCGCUGGGUUCAAAAUGGCUGCUGGCUGGUAGGAGGUUGAACAGCAGCGUUGCCGAUGGUGGGCGUAUUUCGUUUGCCGGUGCGGUGAAGGAUCUUACAAGGAAAGACGAAGUGGCUAAUAUAUCUAAUCCGUAUGGGGAGAAGCGAGCCAUGAAGGGUAAGUCUUUGGAAGUUCCUUUGAAGUACAAGUUGAACUGUGUUUUCCGUAAAAACAACACGCACUUCACGUACUCUGCUGUCGUGGAGGACAAGAACUACUUGGUGAACAACCCGGAACUGUCAUACAACGAGAAGUAUCUGUAUUACUUGCGGUUGCCGCAGAAAGUUAAGUUUGCCAUCUCUACAGGAUGUCUUGGGUUCAGAAAAGCGCUGAGAGGUGAAUACGAAGCAGCGUUCCAAACCACUACAAAAGUGUUCCAGAUGAUUAAAGAAAAGGGAUUGAUGGACAAAGAUAUAGAGAUCAUAAUGGAUGAUUUUGGUAAAGGUAGGACGGCGUUCAUUGCGGCUCUAAACGGUAAAGAAGGUAAUGAGAUAAGGAGGAAAGUAACGAGAAUCAGUGACAAGACAGCAUUGAAAUUCGGUGGUGUGAGGUCACCAAGAAUGAGAAGAUUAUGA